AUGGAUUUAAAAGGAUCUCUUGUUGACACAAAUGUCAGAAUUUACCCCUCGCAAAAGCUGAAAGACUUUAUUAAAACUAUACCAAUUAAUAGAACUACACCAUAUAAUAUAGCAAAACUAGCUAAAGACCAAGAUUUCAUUCCAAAAAAUAAAACAGAAUCUGUUUUAAAGCCUAAAGAAUAUGAAUUCAACAAGAAAGAUAUAGAGAAUAUUAACAAAAUUAAAAAUAAAGUAAAUCUUGGUGAGACUGCUAGAAGUAACACAGAAGUUGAACAUAGCAGUAGUGGAAAUGAAAAUUCCAAUAUAGAAACAACAGAAAAAGGAAUUGAAAAAGCCAAUUUGACUCUUAAUAAAAAAGAUGGUCAUACGAAAGAUGUACAUGACAAUCAUAAAAAGAGUGAUAAUUGUGACACAGAUACAGAGGAAUUUGAUGCCCGUAGAGAUGAGAAAUACUUAGUAACCAAUGAUAUAGAUUGGAUUUACAAAUACCUUAAAGAGAAACGAAAUGAAGAUAAAGAUGUCCCUUUCUUACAUGUUUUACUUGAAGGUGUCGAUGUUGUAAUGCCAGACAAUGAAUUGAUUAAAAGAAACCCAAUACUUGAGGAAAGAUGCGUUAAGCUGAGAGCUCAACAAGAAGCAAGGGAGUAUAGAAAGAUGACAAAAAGUGUAGAUAAUGUGAGAAUUAGAUUCCCUGAAGACAGCAUAUCCUAUCAAUUGAAACAGCUAAACCGCCAACUCAUUGUAAUUGGUCAGUUCAUAUUGUCCAUUUUUGCUGGAUUUCUCUUCGGAUUCAAAGGUGUGGACUGGAUGAUCGGCAAUUUGGAUUUUGGAUUUCGUUUACUUCUUGGUGUUAUGUGCGCAUUGAUAAUUGCUCUUGCAGAGAUUUACUUUAUCGCAAAGAAAUUGAAUGAAGAACUUAGCGUACCGGAAACAGUCCAGUUAGGAGGACCUACAAAGUUUGCCGAAGAACCGACGUGUCAUGGACGAAAGAUUACGUCUUUAGAGAAAGAACACAUGGAUUAAUUAAAAAAAUAUAUUUAUAUUAUUGUACAAUUUGUUGAUUAAUUUAUUAUGUACUUAUUUUAGCUGCUAGCUAAUUACAUCUUGUUUUAAUAAUGUUUUUUUAGAAUAACUUGUAGGACAUAAUUAGGAUAGAAAGCAUGAAUACAUGUGCUUGAAUAGGCACACCUAUCUUAUCUUACAUAAACUGUUAAGUUACAUUUGUAUGUGUAUAUGGCUCGUAUGAGAAAAUUUAAAUAAAUCAUUG
This is a messenger RNA of Amyelois transitella, 1267 nucleotides long. RefSeq lists its product as uncharacterized. The transcript has 2 exons. Gene Ontology annotation, cellular component: endomembrane system. The record is from RefSeq and is a predicted model, not a curated record. Gene Ontology annotation, biological process: vacuolar proton-transporting V-type ATPase complex assembly. NCBI's taxonomy places the organism in Eukaryota, Metazoa, Arthropoda, Insecta, Lepidoptera, Pyralidae. The coding region runs from base 1 to 1023 and encodes 340 amino acids.